This is a messenger RNA of Torulaspora delbrueckii, 1479 nucleotides long. It is a transcript of the gene APE4, whose product is annotated as aspartyl aminopeptidase. The transcript has a single exon. Lineage: Eukaryota; Fungi; Ascomycota; Saccharomycetes; Saccharomycetales; Saccharomycetaceae. The record is from RefSeq and is a predicted model, not a curated record. Bases 1 to 1479 code for a protein of 492 amino acids. Gene Ontology annotation, molecular function: zinc ion binding; metalloaminopeptidase activity. Gene Ontology annotation, cellular component: fungal-type vacuole. Gene Ontology annotation, biological process: proteolysis.
AUGCUGAGAAUUCAUCUGCGCAAAGUAUCAACUAUGCAAACUGCUGUUAAGUCUGGGGUGAACUACCCUCAGGAAUUCGUCAAGUUCCUUAAUUCUUCUCAUUCACCAUACCAUGUUGUCCACAACAUGAAGGAACAUUUGCUGGACCAUGAUUUCAUAGAAUUGGAUGAACGUGAGAGUUGGAAUGGUAAAGUUACCCAUAAGGGCAAAUAUUUCGUUACUCGAAACAAUUCAUCUAUUAUCGCAUUUUCAGUCGGUGGUAAAUGGAAACCUGGUAACCCAAUCGCGAUUACUGGUGCUCACACAGACUCUCCAACUUUAAGAAUCAAACCAAUCUCGAAGAGAAGUAAUGAAAAAUAUGCGCAGAUUGGCGUCGAAACUUACGGGGGUGGUAUAUGGCAUAGCUGGUUCGACUCCGACUUGUCGAUUGCUGGGAGGGUAUUUAUUCAGGAUAAGACUACGGGAAAGAGCGUCUCGAAAUUGGUUGAUCUGAAUAAACCUUUACUGAAGAUCCCCACUUUAGCAAUCCAUUUGGAUAGAGAUGUCAACCAAAAAUUCGUGUUCAACAAAGAGACACAAUUACUGCCAAUUGCUGGAUUGGCUAAGAAUGGUGAGCAAUCUGGCGAGGCGAAGAAAAACGAGGAGUUCUCAUCAAUCAAAGCUAUUGUUGAGAGACACAAUGAGGAUAUAUUGAAAUUGAUUGUCAAGGAUCUUUCUCUCGAAUCAGAAGCUGAUAUCGAAGAUUUUGAGCUCAUUCUUUAUGAUUACGCUGCAUCUACGUUGGGCGGUCUGAAUGACGAAUUCAUCUUUUCAGGGAGACUUGAUAACUUGACUUCUUGCUUCACCUCUUUGCACGCCCUGGCGCUGGCUGCUGAUACUGAGAUUGAAGAAGAAGAAGGUAUUAGGUUGAUGGCCAGCUUCGAUCACGAAGAGAUUGGGUCUUCCUCUGCUCAAGGCGCGGACUCAAAUUUUCUACCCAACGUCUUGGAGAGACUAUCUUCUUUGAAAGCUGACGGGACAGAUGACUCUAAUCCGCUUCCAAGAUCUUACAUUCUCGAGACAUCUGCUAAAUCAUUCUUCCUUUCGUCAGAUGUUGCUCACGCAGUGCAUCCAAACUAUGCUGGCAAGUACGAGUCCCAACACAAGCCUAUCAUUGGUGGUGGCCCAGUGAUUAAAAUCAAUGCAAACCAACGGUAUAUGACAAAUUCGCCAGGUAUGGUGUUGGUGAAAAAAUUAGCCGACAAAGCCAAAGUUCCCCUACAACUGUUUGUGGUCGCGAACGAUUCACCAUGUGGUUCCACCAUUGGUCCAAUCCUUGCGUCAAAGACAGGCAUUAGGACGUUGGACUUGGGAAACCCCAUUCUCAGUAUGCAUUCGAUCAGAGAAACUGGAGGUUCAGCCGAUUUAGAAUUGCAAAUUAAACUUUUCAAAGAAUUUUUCGAAAAAUUCAGCUCUAUUGAGCCACAAAUAGUUGUUUAG